GAAAUCCCAUAACGUGAGGGGCACAGCGCACCGGACAGACUAGCUAGUUGUUUUCCAGCUGUCCGUUUACUGUUUACACCCACCGUCAUUUAUAUCCAUGCAUCACCUCGCGUUUCGCAGCGACAACUAGUUUUCCUGCACAGACUCUUUAAUUCACCAAGUGUUGGGGACUUGGAGCGAGCGAUGUCGGAGGAGGACUGUGUGACAACAACAACAGGGCGCGCUGCUGUCCCGUUAGCAUCGCAACGUCCUCCGGUCCAUGUUGCUUAACCCUGCCGGGCGAGUACACCCGUCCACGCCUCCUGCUCAGUCCAGUCCAGCUCAGACCAGUCCCGAGGCCCACCGUGAUGGAAGUGGAGGAACCCCAACAGCAGCCGGACCGCGGGGCGAGGAGCCUGCCCGGCCUGCUCUCCGGGCUGCAGGGCGCUGAGGCCAGCGCUCUGCAGCUCAGGAUCAAGAACUCCAUCUGCAAAUCUGUUCAAACAAAAGUGGAAAACAUUCUGCAAGAUGUCGAGAAGUUCUCAGACAUUGAAAAACUCUACCUCUACCUUAAGUUGCCUUCUGGUCCCAGCAGUUGCACUGAUAAAAGUGACCAGAGCGCCCUGUCAUCAAGCCGCACACAGCAGAUGCAUGCGUUCAGCUGGAUCCGCAAUUAUUUAGAAGAAUACCCAGAGACCUCUCUUCCCAAACAGGAGGUCUAUGAUGAAUACAAGAGCUUCUGUGACAAUCUUAACUACCACCCACUAAGUGCUGCAGACUUUGGAAAAAUGAUGAAAAAUGUCUUCCCGAACAUGAAGGCACGUCGACUUGGCAUGAGAGGAAAAUCUAAAUAUUGCUACAGCGGACUAAGGAAGAGACCCUUUGUUCACAUGCCAUCUUUACCCACUCUGGAUCUCCUCAAACCAGGGGAUGGAUGUGAUGUCCUAGAGUCACAAGGCCAGCUGAGAAGCAUAAAGGAGGAUGUGCGAUUUGCAGCCUGUGAUCUAGUGUGUGAGUGGGCCCAAAAGGUACUGAAACGCCAGUUUGACGCCGUGGAAGACUUGGCUCGCUUCCUAAUCGACAGCCAUUACAUCAGCAACAAGUCCUUGGCAGCUCUCACCAUUACCACCGGCACAGCAACAGAGGUUAAUACUCCACAGACAGUCUCAGCAUUUGUCUCCACUGCUGAGGCUCACUCCUUCCAGCCUCAUGUGACAACCCUGUCCUCGCCUUCUGUCGAUGCAAAGCAGCAGCUCCAGAGGAAGAUCCAGAGGAAACAACAAGAACAGAAGCUGCACUCACCUUUACCUGGAGAGGGACACACCAAGAGAGCAGAUGACAGCGUGCCUUGUGCUAGCCCCACCCCUCCAUCACCUCAGCCAACCAUAGGCAUCAUGGUCACUGCUGUCCCAAGCCCCAUCACGGUACAGAGAGGCCGGCAGCUGAUGUCCCCUAGUCCAAUGGGAACAGUAGAGAGCAAAGUACUGCCAAUUAACUUCCAAAUGGUGACACAGGCAGUGAAACAGAGCCCCAAAACCCCUCAAAAUAUUCUAGCCAGUCCUUCGGGAGAACGCUCUGCUCGGCAGCGCUAUGCACAAAUCCUGCCCAAGCCCUCGGCCCCGACAGCUAUCACUUUGCGCUCGCCCUCCGCCAUGAUCAUCGGCAAUAGCCCCAUUAAGACUAUGAUGACUACAUGUCAUGUCAGCCCAGUCAGUUUGGUCAAGAUGACAGCCAUCUCGCUUUCACCCAGCAGCAGUACUACCACAUCCUUCACAAACACCACUCUGCGGCCUGCAUCUGCAGGCAUUAGCAGUUCUGCAGUUGCAGAAGACAUCAGCUAUAAUCAAAGCAUGAGGAGCACUUCUGCAGUCCCCAUUCUGGCCAGGCCAGGGCAGACUGCUAACACCCAUACCAUCGAUGUUGAAAUGGAAAUUGAAGCUAUACAUAAAAACAGCCAAAUGCAAAAUCCUAGCAGUCUAAUUUUGACUCAAGGAGCAAUGGCAAAUAGGGCUGGAGGGGCUGUACAGAGGGCUGCCAGUGUGCCCAUACCUCAGACUAGAGGCUUCCUGGGUCUGGAGGAAACAUCCAGCACUAAUUGCAAUGGAAAAUCUUCCUCAUGCACUAACAGUGUGGCACUAACACUCUGUAACACUGCCGAAAGCAGCAAUAAUGGCGCCAAUAAUACGAGCACUUUGCACUCAACUCCCUCUCCUCAGAAUACCAGCGCUGUUUCUUUACUGAACACCAGCAGAGCACCUUCAAUUGGGGAAAACAGCAGUGUUACAUCAGCAAAGGAAGGUUUCUUGUCCACUAAGAGCCCCAGGAAACGCUCUGGCCUCAGUCCAGACCUUUCGCCAGUCAAAAGGGCUUUUAUGCAGCCAGUAGAGGGCGCUGCUGGUCUUGGAUAUGGGAUUAGAAACCCGGUCGGUAACGUCCAAAGGCCAGGAGCUCCAACUAGACCUGAAAGUGCACCAGCUAGCAGGGAGGUAGAGUCGAAAAUGAGCUCUUCCACUCAAGUCCACGCACCCUGUACUUCCUCUUUCACAGCCAGUGGCUUCUACUCUGUUGCCAAAACACAGAGCCCAAUGCAGAGGAAAAACACUCCCACUGUUAUGGAAACUAGCACUUCAGUAGGUCUUUCGUUUAUACAGCAACAGCAUGGGCACACAAUGGCUAACGUGCAUGCCGUACCAAAUAACCCCGGCCUCCAAAAACACGGUGUGAGUGAUGGUAGGGGUUCAAACUCAACCACAGGGAGUCUGGAAGGAGCUCAACAACAGACCUACACUGAGUCUAACCCUGCAACUGAACCCUUAGACUUUUUCAACCAAGCUUCAUCAUCAAGCCAGCUCCCUAUGCAGACCGAUAUGGACUACUUUCCCUUUGAUGAUGAUGUGACUCAGGACAGCAUCGUGGAGGAGCUUGUGCAGAUGGAAGAACGUAUGACAUUUAACAACCUGCAGGAGUUUGGAGACUGUGUCACACUGCAAGGCCAACAAGCUGCGAUGCCGGACAACAUAAUGUCCACAAAUCAGCCCAUGACCGCUUUCUAUCACGCCGCAAACAGCCGCAGUAACCCGAUCCAAACUCCCACACCCACAUCGGAAAUGAUGGGAGGAGCCCAAGGCCUAACCGGAGAGAGCCCCUGCUUUCGCAUCGCCUCCACCACCCCAGUGGACAGCGCACUGGGAAGCAGUCGUCACACCCCAGUUGGUACUCCACACUCCAACUGCAGCAGCACUGUGCCUCCCAGUCCAGUAGAGUGCAGGAACCCGUUUGCAUUUACACCAAUUAACUCCAGCCUCACUGGUUUCCAUGACGGCAGCACCGUCUCCAGCAGCCCUGUCAAGCCCAUGCAGAGGCCGAUGGCCACCCACCCGGACAAGACACGGCUGGAGUGGAUGAAUAACAGUUACAACAGCAGCAGUGGGAGCUUAAACAAGUCAAACAGCGGAAUGGGUAUCCUCCCCAGCUAUCAAGGCCUGAUAGGAGACCAGUUUCAAAAACCUCAUGCCUUCGCCGUGCCUCAUGUGCGUCACCAUGACACUCAUUUUGGCCGCUUGACUCCCAUCUCGCCUGUGCAGCAGCAGGUAGCUAGCAUGGCUAGCACGGCCAAGCAGGAGGGUUUUGCUGUGCCUGCCCCUCUGGAUAACAAAGCCACCAACACACCUGCUGCAACUUUCCGAUGUCGCAGUGUAAGCCCCGCUGUGCAUCAGAGGAACUUGGGUGGAAACACAGGAAACCUUCCUCAUAUCCCUCGUUCAGUCGUGUCUCCCUUUAACUCUCCUGUGACGCCUGAGGUGUUAAACAUCUUUGCAAACAGCCAGACAAAUCUUGGAGUGAGCAGCAUGGCUCAGCGGAGCCAUUCUGUGCCGCUCAACAUCAUGAUGCAAACUGAGGUAUUGCCCACGCCAGGCCGACAACGCAACAGCAAAAACAUCACCAGUGUCCUUCUGAGCAAGCUGGAUGUGGACCAUGAUGACACUGUUCGGGGUCUGGGCAUCAAUAAUUUCCCCUCCAGCUACACUGCACGCAUGAACCUCACCCAGAUCCUCGAGUCCGACCCCAGCCUUUCCUGCAGUGACAACCACCUCAGCCUGAUGACCUCUGACCCCACCGGCCCAUGCAAGUUGCAGAGGCCAAAUUACCACAUCGAAAAUGCUAUUAAUGAAGAAAUGCUUCUCUCAGCAGGUGACAGCCGAGCACAGUUAGCCUCUGGAGAGCAGCAUCGACAACAGGCCCAGUCUAUGUUGUUAAGUCUGAGCUCACAGCAGCAUCAAGAACUACAACAGCAUCAGCAGUUGGAUUUCAGCAGCACUGUGAAGGACCUCCUGACAGACAACAGCCUCACUGCUGGCAACCAGCUCAUGGAGCAGCUACCUACAGGCGGGGCAGAUUUCCCUUGUGAAAUCAGAAUGACAUCGGAGCUCUCCAGCAGCAUCAAUGACCUUAACGCGCUGGACACAAACCUUCUGUUUGACCCCAACCAGCAGCAAGGGCAAUAUCACAAUGCUGCUUCUGCGGAGGAGGAGUUGGUGAGUGAUCCGCUGUUUCAGCAAAUCGCCAGUGAGGCGGCACAUUCAAGUGGACUCGAGUGGCUAGAAAGCAAAGAUCAUCCAACAGUUGGACUGAUGGGUUGAGAAUAGACCUUUCGGGGGGGGGGGGGUGUUGUCAUGUUGAACAUGUUAACCUCUGGUUGCUGUUUGUUUUAUUAUUUAUUUUCAGGAAUUUACACUUUAUAAUGCAACCCUGGACACAUUGAGGUUUGUCCAGUUUAAGUGCCAGCCUGAACUGCAAUGAUGCUGCAAAGCUCUGAUUAAAAUGCUGGUCAUUUCCCUUAAAUCAGAGAACGUCGGCUCACGUUGUUUGAUCAAGAGUAUUUCCAACAAGUAAACAAAAGGUUACUGAACAAAAAAAAGAAAUCUCACGCUAAACCUGUGGGGGGGAGUUUAUGUUGUGUUUGAUAUUUCACUGAAGAAUCAGUGAACAAAUCAUAAGAGUCAUGGCUUUCUUAGUGUAAAGUUAGGUGAACCUUAAUGAAACAACAUUAUUAUUUAUAUUAUUACAAUAUCAUUGUGUCUAAAUCUCAACUGCAGGCAUUAUGUAAUUAAAGCGAAGUGUACAAAAUAUAUUUUGUACACUUCGCUAAUGUCAUAAUUGACAUCUGUGUGCAUAUACAUUCACUGAAAGACACUGGAAGGAUCACUGGAAGUAUCUUUGUACGAGCUUUAGGUGUCAGUCUGGUUCUUUGUUUGAAAAAGAUAUUAACAUCAUGUUUAAAAGUUUACACUCAAUUUAUGGAAAUAUCAUUUAGUGACAAAAACAUAGAACCAAAUUCAUCCAUUUGAAUCCAUUUAAUAUAUUGUCACGCUAAUGAGUUGGCAUGGAGCGUAUAAUGAGAUGUGGAUGAAUUGAAAAUAAUAAACGUAGUAGCUAAUAAUAUAAUCUUAAACACAAUAGUGUUACUACCUUUACUGGUGGUUCACCUUGAUGGAAUACAUGAAGAGGAUCUGUUAAUGCUUUAAAAGUCAACCUCUCAUCUUCUAAUCGGCAUGAGAAUCAAACCUCGGUGCUUUAUAGAGCUCAGACAACUUGAAAAUGAUGAUAGCAAUAAUAUAAUUAGGCCUCUUUUGCACAUUGUUUUGCCUUUUAAACCACAAAGGAAAUUGUCUUUAAUAAUGAUAACUAUUUCAUUUCAUUUAUUAGGAUCCCCAUUAGCUGUAGCCAAAGCAAUAGCUAUUCUUCCUGGGGUCCACACAGACUCAAUAAACUAUAAAGUUGUAGAAACUCAAACAAAUCCCUUUAAUUUACAUGCACAAAAUGUUCUUUGUUAACUGUUUAAUAGAUAUAUUAAGAAAUAUCAGCAAUACACCAUGUGGAAAAAAUUAUGAGUUUGACUCUUAACAACAUUAAGCCAAGAAGAAUGACUGAUUCUGCAAUGACACCCAUAAAAACUGCUUUAUUUAUUGCAUUGAGUAUUUAUAUGAUAGUUACCUCACACAGAGCAUGGUGGAGGAGUGUGAGAUACCUGUCAUGUUCUGCACUUUUAAGUAAAGUAGGAGGACAGUAAAAAUAAAAAGUCCAUUUUCCUUAUUGUGCGGACUUUGAGUCGAAGGUUUUCAUCUGAAAAUGACUAAAUGGACUUAGUAGAUGAAACUGAGUGGAAAUUAACACUUUAUUUCUAAAGUUGGUAGCAUCAAGAACUUGAACAAGUUUGCUUCCUAAUGUAGCACUUAUCGUACGGCACUGACAAUCUGUAAUAUUUUUGUUUCUUUACAUAAAUGCACUGUGUUUGGUUUGGAUGACGGAGGAGUAUCUUUCACUGCAUGUCCUGCCCACUAAUCACGCCCAAUGAUGAGCCGUGUGUAAAGAAGACAUGCAGCCAUGGGUUUUUGGUCUUAUGUCCAUACCAAAGACUUGAAGUAUAAGAUGCAAUAACGUGCUCUAAGAUCUGGGGUGUCUAAUAUAAAUCUCCUCUGCAAGGGAAAUACAGAGUAAUGUUUGAUAACAGCCAUAACAAAUAUAUUCUGUAAUAUGAAAAAUAGUUGACAUUUGCAGCACUGGAAAAGCAUUUCUUUAUAAAAUCAGUACGUUAAUAAUGAUUUAUUUUACUAUUGUUGAUGCUUUUUUAAACCCAACUCGUAAAUAACGUUUUUAUGGAGACAAAAAAAAAACACUGUUUCUUUGUAUUAGCUUUAGAUUCCUGAGCGUGUUUGUAUUGCUGGUCACACUAACUUUAUUUGUUGUACAGAUUGGUGGUGUGGCCUGUUUCCCAGUGUGUUUUUGUUUUACUGCUGGUUUAUUUAGAGUUGUUUGCUUGUACAGAAGCUACAAUCUUGCAAACCAUAAACUCUUGUGAAUUCACAAUAAUCUGACUUGCACUGUUAAUGAUGUUUUGUAGCAUACUUUUUUAGUGUUAUAGCGUAUUACCACGCGUCAUCAGUUCAGUUCUUCUUUUUUUGAACGGAUGAUUUGUCCAAUACAUUGUAGCGAAUAAUGAGAAAAUUUAAUGAAACAGCCAAGAUGCAAGUUGUUAUCCAAAACCUUUCAUUACUGGAUUUUGGCAGAAAAUUACCACAGAAAAUAUUUGCACGUUUUAAAAUGUGGAAAUGAGAUUCAUGUCAGAUUGUAUCAGUGUAAUAAUAAUAAUUUCAUUUGGAGUAUAAUUUAAUCUUGAGAAAUUUAGACAAAGUGUUCUUAUAUAUUAAGUUUUUGAAUCUGUUGUCUCAGUUUUUAUGUUUAUCUAUACUGUAUCUGUGAAAACAUUUGCAUUUAUAUGGUUAGCACUGACGUUUGCGUUUAAUAAAGACUUUACCCUUCCUCUUGUUGAAAGAAAUGCCCCCCACUGUUAUGUCGCUGUAGUCAGUGUACAGGGGAUACUUUCUUUUUUUGCAUUUUAGCAAGUGCUUUUAUAAGGGGGAGUGCUUGUUGAUACUGGUUUGUAAAGAUUUUUUAAAACUAAUAAACAUUUUUAAGUACAUCCUGGUA
Molecule: messenger RNA, 7467 nt
Organism: Micropterus salmoides (largemouth bass)
Lineage: Eukaryota; Metazoa; Chordata; Actinopteri; Centrarchiformes; Centrarchidae
Product: DNA-binding protein RFX7-like
Exons: 9
Coding region: 348-4619 (1423 amino acids)
Biological process (GO): regulation of transcription by RNA polymerase II
Molecular function (GO): DNA-binding transcription factor activity, RNA polymerase II-specific; RNA polymerase II cis-regulatory region sequence-specific DNA binding
Source: RefSeq, a predicted model, not a curated record